Diabrotica balteata is the source of this 1760-nucleotide messenger RNA. The record is from the annotation of a GenBank genome assembly. NCBI's taxonomy places the organism in Eukaryota, Metazoa, Arthropoda, Insecta, Coleoptera, Chrysomelidae.
ACAAAAAUGGUGAAAAUAUUAGGUAUAGUACUGCUAUUACAGGCAGCCGCAUACUGUGUAGAUUCAUAUAUUAUUUCAGAAGAUUAUACCGUAACUGUGGAUACCAAUUAUGGAAAAGUAAAAGGUGGCUUUGGAGCUAGAUCACAUGCAAAUAAAUCUGAAAUUCUGUAUUGGUUUAGAAGUAUUCCAUUCGCCGAACCUCCAGUUGGAAAUUUAAGAUUUGCUGCACCUGUACCAAAAGCCAAAUGGUCAGAAGUUUUAGAUGUACGACAUAAAUCGCAGGAAUGUAUUCAAGGUUCUUCACCUGUAUCCGGCAAAGAAGAUUGCUUGUAUUUAAAAAUAUAUAGCCGUCACAGACCAAACAAAUACCUCAACCUUCCAGUAGUUGUAUGGAUUUACGGAGGGGCUUUCUUCGAAGGCUCUGCAGAUUUUGACGAUCACCGACCUGAUUUCCUUCUUAAUGAAGAUGUCAUCGUCGCAGCUGUUCAGUAUCGACUUGGAUUUUUGGGUUUCAUGUCGCUUGGAGAUACUGUAGCUCCAGGAAAUAAUGGUAUUAAGGACCAGAUAUUAGGGCUUAAAUGGAUUAAGGAAAAUAUUAAAAACUUUGGAGGAGAUCCCAAUAAAAUAACCAUUUGGGGUCAAAGCGCGGGAGCCGCUUCUGUGGCUUAUUUAUUGCAGGCUAAACAAACAAAAGGCCUGUUUAGUAAAGCAAUUCUCAACUCUGGAUCUAGUUUAAGCCCUUGGUCGUUAGCAAAAGAUCUUCCAGACGCCACCAAAGAAGUGGCGAAAAAAUUAAACGUAAAUACGAGAACAUCUUCGAAUAUUCUAGAAUCAUUAAGACAAGUUGAUGCCAAAGAAUUACAAGAAGCUGCGUCUUCUGUAAUGAAGCAGAAAUUAAUUUUAAGUAAUCCACUGCAAGGAUUGGUUUUUACCCCGGUUAUAGAACCAAAUCACGACGAUGCAGUAAUAACUGAAUAUUCCCACGAACUACUAAAGGGAGGGAAAUUUCACCAUGUACCCAUCCUAGCAGGUUAUACAUCAUUGGAGGGAUAUUUCGAGGAAUUGGCAGCACUUUUUAGGCUCUGGGUAGCGAAAUAUGAUUUAUAUCAUCCACAACUUGUUCCUGAUGACAUGAACCUUCUUCCAAUUACAAAAGCUAUUAUAGCUGAAAGUAUAAAGAAUAAAUAUUUUGGUAUAUUACCAAUUGCCUUAAGCACAGAAAAACUCAUGAGGUUUAUUGCAGACACACAAUUUGAAAAACCAAUUCAAGAAGCUCUUAGACUUUAUUCCGCUUACACAAAAGUAUAUGCUUAUCAUUUCUCCUACGAAGGACCACUAUGGGGUCGCACCAAUCGUACUUAUAACGGUGUUGGUCAUAGUGAAGAUUUGGCCUAUAUAUUUGACUAUAACAUAAAAGGAAGUGAAGAAGAUUACUUGACAAGAAAACGAGUAGUGAAGCUAUGGGCUAACUUCAUUAAAUACGGCAACCCAACUCCAAAGCGUGAAUCAUUAUUGCAGAAUGUCAUUUGGCCAGGAAAUUCUGUUAUAGAAAAGGCCGAAAAUUUGGAAUUUUUAGAAAUUAACAGUGAUCUAAAGAUUAAAGGUAUUCCAAAUGAAGACAAAAUUUUAUUUUGGAACGAUUUGUAUAGGAAAUAUGGAAGACUUCCAUAUUCUACUUUUUAAUGCGUAUAGAUUACUUACUGCUGUUGAUUUUAUGUUAUUUUAGCUAAAAUCUGUGAAUGAAGUAUCUACAAAUAAAU